Messenger RNA from Parnassius mnemosyne (clouded apollo), 1020 nucleotides. Lineage: Eukaryota; Metazoa; Arthropoda; Insecta; Lepidoptera; Papilionidae. The record is from the annotation of a GenBank genome assembly.
AUGGACCCCGUCAUCAUAACGCCGGAUGACGUAGCUGAGGCGGUCCGUAGGGCCCCGAACUGGAAAAGUCCGGGACUCGACGGACUGCAUCACUACUGGCUGAAGGGGUUCGUGGUGUGUCACGCUGUGCUCGCCCGACAGUUUCAAGAGGCUCUCGACCAAAAGUCGCUCCCGAGCCUCUUCACUACUGGGAUCACUCAUUUGGUUCCUAAAGACCGGGAUUCCACAGACCCGAGCAAAUACCGCCCCAUAACGUGUCUACCUACCAUAUACAAGACACUAACAUCCAUUUUGAGCGCGAGAAUCACUCGUCACCUGAACUCAAAUCAGGUGAUGUCGCGCGCUCAAAAUGGAUGUCGGGGCGGUGGUCGUGGAACCAAGGAACCACUCCUCAUUGACGCGGUCAUUGGCAAGGUGGUUAAACGCAACCGUCGGAACCUCUCCGCCGCCUGGAUAGACUACAAAAAGGCAUUCGACUCGGUGCCUCAUAAAUGGCUUAAGAGGGUCCUCGAGCUGUACAAGGUUGACUGUACGGUUCGAGACUUCCUCGGGCAGUGUAUGGGGCAGUGGAGUACGAUCCUUUGUCAUCUAGGCCAGCGGAUGACGGCUGCGGAGAACCACAUAAGGAUAAGAAGGGGUAUCUUCCAGGGCGAUUGUUUGAGUCCAAUCUGGUUUUGCCUCUCUCUGAACCCUCUCAGUACCUUACUGGAGGGUUCCGGGAGGGGAUUUCAGCUUCGGAAAGGAGGUACAAAAGUGACCCACCUUUUCUAUAUGGAUGAUCUCAAGUUAUUCGCCUCCAGUCGCUCCCAUCUUGUGGAAUUGCUAAACAUCACUUGUGAUUUUAGCAAUUCUAUUGGAAUGGAGCUGGGGACGGAUAAGUGUGCGAUCCUCCAUGUCGAAAGGGGAAGGGUUGCUAACUCUGAGGGCAUAGACUUAUCUAUGCCCAUCAGCAUAAGGACCCUUUGCGACGUGUCAGUCAGCGCGACCAGUCAGUUUGCGAUGUGUUUUAUGCACGCUUGA